AUGCAGGAUCCCGAUGUACCCCUCUACCUACACGCAGAGUUUCUACCGAACAUCCGCCAGAUAACCCUUUACGUGUCCCUUCCCGGGACGGCAAGAUUUGAUGGAAUCCGACCAGAUAUCCAACUUUCAGAAUCAAGAAAAGCAGUCACAGUCUCCCUAUCAAAUCCAUUUGAAUAUGUCACAGAAACGAUCAAACUGCCAGCACGCGUCAAUGACGCGUCUCGGCGCGUGUUGAAAACACCCUCUGGACCAGCACCAAAAUCAGAUCCCAAUGGCACUGGGGAUUCCAGCUAUGAUUUUUCUUUUCGCAUGCAGGUUGAUCCCGACGAAGAGGCGCUGGCGCCUCGCGAUGAACUAAUCGAUGAAUUUUCACCAUGGACAGCGGAUGAAAUGUCAUCCUCCACUCGUAUUCGUUGUCGAGAGUGUGCACAAGUAUUUCUUGACUCCUCGUUAAUAUCCAAGUCAGUUGAUCGGGGAUCAGGCGAAAGCCCUACCGUGGGGUGGAUCUGGAAAGACCUUCCCAGUGGGAACUGGGCUGAAAUGAUGGAUUUCUGGCAUUGCCACAAACCUGACCCCCAUGAAGGCCACGAGAAAGACGAGAAAGACACCGCGCUCGAGAUCGAGGAACAAACUGCACAGACAAAAGGAUAUGGUGCGGACAGCCACGUUGUGGCUAUUUCAGGGACGGUUUUUGUUGAUGUUGCGACUUUCCUUCUCACUGAAACAGACUGCACAGGAUUGAAAAAGGGCAAUGACGAAGAGCAAAAAACAAACAUUGAAGUCUCAACACCACGAACCCUCGACUGCGCAAACUGCAAUUCCAUAAUUGGCAUGGAAGAUCCAAUCGCCAAGGGAUGGCGACUGCUGAAGGCCAACGUAUCCCUGAAUACCAGUUCACUCAGCCAUGAAGCAGACCUCGAAAAGUGGGAGGUCCACCCAACAGAAACGAUCGUUGCUGCACAGUUACUUGAAUUGAUCGAGAGAGAAAGCGCCCGGCGAUUCGUCGUCCAUUGUGGUCAGAAGAGUGGUCUCGUGCUUUGGGUCUUCAAUCCCGAUAUGCGAUACUCGAAUUCUAGCGCAGGCCGUAGUAUCAUGGCUCAGCAAGCGAUGAAAAUAUUCUACCAAAAGUCUCCAGAUGUGGACGAAUUGCUCCAUCCGGAAAUUGGGAAUCCAUCGCCCUUGUCGGUGGAAGAGUUGGAAUUGCCAUCUAUGAUAUUUGAAACAAUGUCGCAAGCGUUGACUGGGAGUAAUGAGAUGCUCCCACUCUCUGCUAGGAGGUUUAAUGAGUGGAAUGUUGGACUUUUGAGUUGUUUCAGGCGUCAGAAGGCAUGA
Molecule: messenger RNA, 1332 nt
Organism: Penicillium verrucosum
Lineage: Eukaryota; Fungi; Ascomycota; Eurotiomycetes; Eurotiales; Aspergillaceae
Product: HECT-type E3 ubiquitin transferase
Exons: 3
Coding region: 1-1332 (443 amino acids)
Biological process (GO): protein monoubiquitination; protein polyubiquitination; protein autoubiquitination
Cellular component (GO): nucleus; cytosol; ubiquitin ligase complex
Molecular function (GO): ubiquitin protein ligase activity; cyclin binding; ubiquitin conjugating enzyme binding
Source: RefSeq, a predicted model, not a curated record